UUUACAGGAUGGCAUUGCGGGGGACAAGAGUCGUGGAAUUGGCUGGUUUAGCUCCUGCUCCUUUUUGUGGGAUGAUUUUGUCUGACUUUGGAGCCAAUGUUAUUCGUGUUGACAAACCCAAAGGCCCCCAUAUUGAUCGUUCAGGACGUGGAAAACGCUCAGUGGUUUUAGACCUCAAGAAACCAGAAGGGAUAAAUAUUGUCAAGAGGAUGUGUGCCAAAGCUGAUGUUCUUAUUGAGCCUUACAGACCAGGUGUAAUGGAGAAGAUUGGUUUGGGUCCUGUAGAGCUUAUGAAGGAGAAUCCCAAAUUGAUUUAUGCAAGGUUAACUGGGUUUGGCCAAACUGGACCUUAUGCAAACAUGGCAGGUCAUGAUAUUAAUUAUGUUGCUAUUUCAGGUCUACUUUCCAUGUUGGGCCGUAAAGAAGGCAAACCCACUCCUCCAAUUAAUUUGCUAGCUGAUUUUGCUGGGGGAGGUCUCAUGUGUGCCUUUGGAAUUGCACUAGCUCUGUUGGAACGUUCAAAUUCAGGUCUUGGACAGGUUAUUGAUGCAAAUAUGGUCGAGGGAGCUGCGUAUACUGGAUCUUGGUUGUAUGCAUCAAGAGAUUUGUAUAUUUGGGGAAAACCUAGAGGAUGCAACUGGCUAGACUCUGGAGUUCAUUUUUAUGACACCUACGAAACGAGUGAUGGAAAGUAUAUGGCUGUUGGAGCCAUUGAACCUCAGUUUUAUCAGCAAUUCAUAUCACUUCUUGGAUUGACUACUGGAGAUGUUGGACAGCUUGAUGAUCCAGAUGAGAUGAAGAAGAUUAUAGGCAAACGUUUCUCAGAAAAAACUCAGGAGGAGUGGACUAAAGUGUUUGAAGGAAAAGAUGCAUGUGUGACUCCAGUUUUGAGCAUGGAUGAAGCUCCUAAUCAUCCUCACAAUGUAGAUCGUGGAAGUUUCAUUAAAGCUUCUGAUGGACAUUUUGAACCAAGGCCAGCACCUCUGCUCUCACGUACCCCUGGUAUUGUCAUCGAGGGUGCAAUAGCUCCAAAAGUUGGUCAGCAUACCUGUGAAGUAUUGAGCGAGUUAGGGUAUAGUAAACAGGACAUUGCUGACCUAAUACAAAAGGAUAUUGCAGAGCAAUUAAAAGAGAAAGCAAAUUUAUAGUUUAAUUUUAUGUGUAGAUUUUUGAAAUGGUGCUAAUAAUUUGUGUACAUUUAUAUACGAUAGCUUUGUGUAAUUAAAACUGUAUAUAACUGUCGAAGUUAUGGAUGAGUAUAGGAAAUAAAUGUCUUAAGUAAUAAGAAUGCAGUACAAGAUCCAACAGGUCACUAAUGGACUGAACAAGUCCAUUUAUCUUGAUUACUUAUACGUAGUUUGUAAUAUAAAGUUUUACAUUUCAUGUGGGUAUGAAUAUUUUAUUGAUAAAGUUUUACAUUUCAUGUGGGUAUGAAUAUUUCAAUGAGUUUUUUUUUAUGGUUCUAAGAUUUGAAAUAUUUUUUUAAAUAAAUGUUGGAAAGAUUAA
Macrobrachium nipponense is the source of this 1506-nucleotide messenger RNA. RefSeq names its product alpha-methylacyl-CoA racemase-like (gene Amacr). Gene Ontology annotation, biological process: bile acid metabolic process. Gene Ontology annotation, cellular component: mitochondrion. Gene Ontology annotation, molecular function: alpha-methylacyl-CoA racemase activity. NCBI's taxonomy places the organism in Eukaryota, Metazoa, Arthropoda, Malacostraca, Decapoda, Palaemonidae. The transcript is spliced from 7 exons. The record is from RefSeq and is a predicted model, not a curated record. The coding region runs from base 9 to 1148 and encodes 379 amino acids.